GUAACCAACAACAAUCUGUUGUAUCAACCAAUUGAUAUUUGUCAGCAUUAAAGCAAACAAGUAAAAAUGAAAUAAGUAAAUGUCAGAGUCUGACAUAUACUUUCAUUUGAUGAAUUGCCCUGAAUCUAAGCUGUUUGCACUCAUCUAUUAGUGUUGUUGUUUUGAGUAACAUUUCAUUAAAUAAUUGUACAAUCAAUUUGUGGACCAAUGGAUGAUCACAAUAACCAUCUAAUGUCUACUCACCAUUUACCGCACCCAUCUUCACCUCGAGAAACAUUGAUCUGCCGUUCAUGUAGGAUAAGCCUGGAAUCGGAGCGACCCAGAGCAAUGUGUCCCUUUUGUGGUGCUUUUUAUAGUGAAAAUGCUGAAAAUGAUUACAAUAUGCGGUCAAGAAGCUUACAGAUUGACGAAGGUCUUGAAUCAAAUGACAAUCUUAGAUUACCGAGAAUUAGACCAAAUUUGUUUCGCUUUAAUGGAUUUGGUCCUUUCUUGACGGAUUCAAUUGGAUUAAUUCAUUCUUAUCUUGCCAGUCUUUUAGUGAGAUCUCCUGAAUCUGAAUCAAACAUCUAUCUUCAUCUACCACCAAUAACAAGAGCAACAAUUGUUGAUGAUCAUUCAGCUAUGAGACGUUCAUUUAUCCAUCCAGAAUCACCUUCUACCUUUGAUCAUCUUCACCGUCAUCGGGGCUCUUCCAUCUCAUCAUCGACUGUCAAAUCAAUUAAUGACUCGGAAUCAGUUGAUGACAAUAAAUCUUACUCUGAUCUACCUCGAGAAUAUUCAUCAAUGUACCCGAGUCCAGAUUAUCCUAAGCGAUACCUUAAUUUAGACCAAUUUAGAUCAUUGGUUCAUGAAGCACAUGAAGAAGGAGAUUAUACCAAGUUACAUGAUCUUUAUAAAACGAGUUUCUCAUCUUUCGUUGAAAUUAAUGCUUUAUUCAAGAAAAGUCAGUCUGAUGAAGAAGUUAAAUUGCAUGAUCCCGAGUUACAGAUGAAUCUGGUUUACGCUAUGUUUGAUGAAUUAGACAAUUUGCCUUCAUUCAUUGUUAAGUCCGUACUUAAAGGUGUUGUCAAUUCAAUCAACAAUUAUCAAAGGUUGAAGCCUAAAGAUGAAACCCGGGCAAUUUACAUGAUAGUUCAGCUUCCAACCUUUUCAUUCCAGUUUUCUUAUCCAGUCUUUGCUCAUCUGCUUAAGAAAACUGUGAACCUUCAAGGCGGUGAUCAUCAGCUUCUUGUUCAUUGGUUUUCAAGAUCGGAACCAGAGAAGUUGCGAAAGCUUGUUAAACGUGUUCUUCAAUUUAUAACAAUAAGAGAGUUUCCACCAAGCAAUGGUCAAGGGCUUCCAGCUCCAGGUAAAUGUCGUUGGUGGAUCCCGUGUGCAGCAAGGUUUCUUGACUUACUCAAUUCAGCAAAUAACAAAGUAACUCCAAACUUGAUACCAUACACAGAGUUUUACAACAGUGCACUUGAUCACAUUAAUUUAAUGUCCGAAUUCAAUCGCUGGCAAAAUCCAUCAAAACACAAUAAGUUCUCUUAUUGCCAAUAUCCAUUCCUGUUGAGCAUUGUUGCUAAAAAGACGAUCCUCCAGCGAGACUCAGAGCAACAGAUGAUUAUCAAUGCAAGGAAAAGCUUGCUGAAUCGAGCAAUAUAUCAACAAGCACCAGACAUGGAUGUAUUUUUCCUUAAUUUAAACAUAAGACGGUCAAGUUUGGUUUCUGAUUCUCUUCAUGAGAUCGCCCGAAAACAAAUAGAUCUGAAAAAGAAAUUGAAAGUAACAUUUGUUGGUGAACCGGGUCUCGAUAUGGGUGGACUAACCAAAGAAUGGUUCCUUCUCUUGAUCAGGCAGAUAUUUUCCGAAGAUUAUGGAAUGUUUGUCUACCACAGUAAAGCUCGAUGUUAUUGGUUUAGUACAGCUUCUAAUGGAAAUCUCAAGGAAUACAAUCUAAUUGGUGUGUUGAUGGGCUUAGGUGUUUACAAUAGCAUAAUACUUGAUCUGCAUUUUCCUCAAGCUUGUUACAAAAAGCUUCUAAAUCCUCCGGUGGCACCCAAAGAUGUCUGUAAAAACAAAGUUGGUGUUUGUAAAUUUACAUUGGACCAUUUCGCAGAGGUUAUGCCCGAUGUUGCUGUUGGUUUGAAAGAGUUGUUGGCUUACGAAGGAAACGUUGAAGAGGAUUUUUGCAUGACGUUUCAGGUUUCAGUUGAAGAGUUCGGACAAGUUCAAACUCAUGUACUUAAACCCGGAGGUGAAGAUAUACCCGUAACUAAUCGAAAUAGAGAAGAAUAUGUACAAUUAUAUAUGGACUUAAUUUUAAACAAAGCGAUCUACCAACCCUUUGAAGCCUUUUACCUGGGUUUCCACAGUGUUUGUACAUCCAACACAAUACUGCUUUUGAGACCAGAAGAAGUUGAAGUUUUAGUUUGUGGCUCACCGACUAUUGAUAUGGACGAAUUGAGAAAAGUUACAAUUUAUGAUGGAUUUCAUGAGGACGAACCAAUUAUCAAAGAAUUUUGGAGUAUCAUUAAAUCAUUCAGUUUGGAACUUCAACGUCAAUUUCUUCGCUUCGUAUCUGGAAGUGAUCGUGUUCCUGUUGGUGGAAUGUCUGAGAUGAUUUUCAAAAUAUCGGCCACUGAUUAUAAUACUGAUAUGUUACCAACAAGCCAUACUUGCUUCAAUCAAUUAGUUUUACCCCGAUAUAAAGACAAAAGUACGAUCAGAGAAAAAUUGGUGAUCGCGAUAUCAAACGCUGAAGGCUUUGGACUAGAGUAAAUCAUUGAACCAGAUUUCACUUCAAUACCUUCUUCUGCUCAUAAGAUCACCACGGGACCAUUAGACAAUUGACUUUCGUUGGUUAAUUUUUACGUGACUUCAUUAAAAACGAAUCUAAUUUAUCCCAAUCGAUAGAGAAAAGUUAAAAAGAGUUGUGUGAAUAUUUUUCUAAUGUAUAUUUCAAUCUGUUGACCAUUUUGAUUCUGAAAUCCCAAGAACUAUUGACCAUCUUAAUGCUUUAAUAUUUGAAAAUAAAUUGAAACACUUUUAUUGUUGAAAA
Molecule: messenger RNA, 3043 nt
Organism: Tetranychus urticae (two-spotted spider mite)
Lineage: Eukaryota; Metazoa; Arthropoda; Arachnida; Trombidiformes; Tetranychidae
Product: putative E3 ubiquitin-protein ligase HECTD2
Biological process (GO): protein polyubiquitination
Molecular function (GO): ubiquitin protein ligase activity
Source: RefSeq, a predicted model, not a curated record